GCGGCGGCGUUGUUGCCUGAGGGGAAACGGGACACCUGAAUGCCCCCGGCCCCGGCUACUCCGACGCGAUGGGGAAGGUGCUAUCCAAAAUCUUCGGGAACAAGGAAAUGCGGAUCCUCAUGUUGGGCCUGGACGCGGCCGGCAAGACAACAAUCCUGUACAAGUUGAAGCUGGGCCAGUCGGUGACCACCAUUCCCACCGUGGGUUUCAACGUGGAGACGGUGACUUACAAAAACGUCAAGUUCAACGUAUGGGAUGUGGGCGGCCAGGACAAGAUCCGGCCGCUCUGGCGGCAUUACUACACCGGGACCCAGGGUCUGAUCUUCGUAGUGGACUGCGCCGACCGCGACCGCAUCGACGAGGCCCGCCAGGAGCUGCACCGCAUUAUCAAUGACCGGGAGAUGAGGGACGCCAUAAUCCUCAUCUUCGCCAACAAGCAGGACCUGCCUGAUGCCAUGAAACCCCACGAGAUCCAGGAGAAACUGGGCCUGACCCGGAUUCGGGACAGGAACUGGUAUGUGCAGCCCUCCUGUGCCACCUCAGGGGACGGACUCUAUGAGGGGCUCACAUGGUUAACCUCUAACUACAAAUCCUAAUGAGCAUUCUCCACCCAUCCCCUGGAAGGAGAGAAAUCAAAAACCCAUUCAUAGGAUUAUCGCCACCAUCACCUCUUUGAAUCGCCACUUUUCUCUUUUGAAUUUGAACUCUGGAGUUACUGUUCUACGGUUUGGGGGGGGUGGCUGGGGGUUUUCUUUUUUGUUUCUCUUUUUCCCUUUUUUUUUUUUUCCCUUUGCGUUAGGAUGCUCUGAUCUGACAUUUGACAUGAACACGAAGUGCUAGAUGCUCUUGUUAACUUCCAGCAAAUGGGAUGGGGGAAAUAUAGCAGUUCUUGGUAAAGUCCUUUGUAAUAAUGGUUUGAUUUUUUUUUUUUUUUUUUUUUGAGAAAAUCUUUCUUUCCCCAAUGUAUGCUUUUUCCUUUUUGCCCAGUUUCCUUAUCACUUGCUGUAGAUGGCUUAUUUUGCAUUCAUGCAGACUAUGUUGCAAGUCUGUUUCAUCUAGUAAACUGAAAAUUAUUGCUUAAUCAAACUGCCGUUUGUCUUUUAUAUUUAAGGCCUUUCCUCCCUCCCUUAUGAGUUCUAACUUUAACUUAGUAAUUUCAAAUGUGACCUUUUAUAUCUAAGACCAGUACAGUAAACUCAGCCCACAGUGGCAAAUAAUGAGUAAUAUCAUUGUAAUAUGUUCCAGUUGCACAUCAGUAUGUUAAACAGGUAAUGUAAGAAGUUUUUUACAAUGUCAGCAAUUAAGUUCUGAAACGUACAUCAUGCAUGAGUAGGAAUAAAACCCAAGUUCCCCCUAAUGUAGCUAACUUGCGCUAAAAAUAUGAAAGUGUAAACCCAUCAAGGACACAGAUUUGUUUUUCACUGCAAAUUUAGUCACUCUGCUGUUUUUCUUCUUUUUUAACUUUAAAAAUAGACUCUUUCCAGAAAUUGGAGCAAUAAUGGUGUAUGCCACACACAAAAUGUUUGUAGAUAUUUUCAGUGACUUUUGGGCAAAACUGGAAUGUAUACUUUUACCUUGUUUCAAAUGUCUAAGACCAGUAGUUUUAAAAGUACUAAACCAUUUACUUUGUUAAUAAAGCAUUAGCUUUAACAAUUCAAAUUAUAUGCACCUUUAACCUAGUUGAAAAAAUACAUAUUUCCUGUUUUCACAGCAACUGAUUAAGCUGAAGAUCCAAGUCAUUUUUCAUAGAUGAGUGAUCCACAUCUCCAUUAAUUAGAACACUGGAAAAGAUGUUUUAUAAAAGAGAUAUUUAAUUUUGUUUAUAGGAUUAACUCAUGCAGAUAGAUAUCCUGUUGGUUCAAUAGUACACUGUCUCCUUUAAAGAAGGAAAUGUGAUGAAUGAAUGAUGUGUAGACUUGAGGGAUGACAAAGGGGAAGUAGGAUGAAGAGAAAACCUACAGAUGACAAUGAAUGUAAACUUAUUUUUCUUCAAGGGUAAGCAGUGUGCUCACUCGUGAUAUCCAGAUCCUAACAAGAUUACUUGGUUAGCUGGUUAGGACCAGUAACUAGAUUGAGACCACUUAUGAUAUUUUGAACCAAAUGUUAAUGCUUGAUCACAGAAUUGUGAAGCAGCAUCUGGUUCUUAUAUAGCCUUAAGGAUUAAUUUUAGUGAUCCUCAAGGAAUUAAACUUAGGGAAUUUCAGAAGUGUAGACUGCAAAGGCAGUAUACAGGAAAAGGUGGAGUGGGUUUUGUUUAUGAGGGUGUCUGAAAACUAAAAUUGAGCGGGAUAUCAAGGUAUAGUUGGACAGUAUUGGUCCUUCAAGCUUUGGCCAUAUUGUAUAAUGGAGCUCUUACCAAAGACGUAUAAGACAAAUAAGGCUAUUAAAAAAAAAAACUAUUCAAAGUAAAACUCUUGACGAAUAUUGUACUUAAAGCAGAUGAGAAAAGGUGCUACGUUGCAGGCUCCUGCUGGUGCAGAGGGAUUUUUUUAUUUCAAGAUGCAACUAAAAUACAGAUUUCUGUUUCACUUUAGUAGAAGUAUCUCUAGCAAUGAGGCUGAUAAAUACAGCUAAGAACAUUUUGGUUGCUUUUUAAAAUUCCCAAAGCUCCACCAUAAAUGUAAUUCUUAGUGUUUUGAAUGAUUACAUUUUAAGGUACAUAAACAUGGGUUAUCCAAAUAUCAAUGCUAUAGUAACAUCCUGAAACAAAACAAGCACAAAGGUAUAAAUAUGCCUAAACUGGAGGAAACUUGAAACCCUCAUGUUAAUUCUUAAAUGUAGUAUUUCUAACUUGUGAAGACAGAUUGGUAGGCAGCCAUUUUUUUGUGUCUUAAAAUAACUGGGGGCAUAGUUAAAAGAUUUUAUACAUCAAGUGAUUGAUAUUGAAUGUUGCAGGUGAGAUGUUAUUUUGGUUUAUCUGAAAUGUCUGAAAAAAGGGGGGAGGGGGAAGCAAAUAUUUGAAAUUUGGAAAACCCUAAAACUUUUGGUAAGAAAUUGUAAUUUUCACUUACAUUUUCUUUAAGGAUAUAAAAGGUUUAUAAUUGAUGUAGUUAAAUUGAACCAUAAUCAUUGGUGAUUAUGGAGCAGGUAAUUAUCACCUGCAGAAAAAAUUAUAAUUUAAGAAUUUAAAAAAUAAGAUCCUGAAAUUUCUGUUUAAUUGCAUCAAUUUCUGUAUUUAUGUGAAUUUAUAAACUGCAGUAAGUUUUGAAUGAGGUUAAUCUUGUUUUAAUAUAAGUAAAUGAGUCUGUAGACUGUGAUCUCCCCAAACUAAAAAGUACAGUACUUGGAAUUGUGUUCUUUAUGGUUGUAGUGUUGGUAAAGCACUAAUAUGCAGAAAAUAAAGGAAUUACACAGUGCA
Lemur catta (Ring-tailed lemur) is the source of this 3358-nucleotide messenger RNA. RefSeq names its product ADP ribosylation factor 6 (gene ARF6). The record is from RefSeq and is a predicted model, not a curated record. The transcript has a single exon. The coding region runs from base 69 to 596 and encodes 175 amino acids. Gene Ontology annotation, cellular component: cytoplasm. Gene Ontology annotation, biological process: intracellular protein transport; vesicle-mediated transport. Gene Ontology annotation, molecular function: GTP binding; GTPase activity. Lineage: Eukaryota; Metazoa; Chordata; Mammalia; Primates; Lemuridae.